This is a messenger RNA of Talaromyces proteolyticus, 2561 nucleotides long. RefSeq names its product putative fungal-specific transcription factor. Gene Ontology annotation, cellular component: nucleus. NCBI's taxonomy places the organism in Eukaryota, Fungi, Ascomycota, Eurotiomycetes, Eurotiales, Trichocomaceae. The coding region runs from base 68 to 2299 and encodes 743 amino acids. Gene Ontology annotation, molecular function: zinc ion binding; RNA polymerase II cis-regulatory region sequence-specific DNA binding; DNA-binding transcription factor activity, RNA polymerase II-specific. The transcript has 5 exons. The record is from RefSeq and is a predicted model, not a curated record. Gene Ontology annotation, biological process: DNA-templated transcription; positive regulation of transcription from RNA polymerase II promoter by galactose.
CUCUACUGCAUAUAAUCAUCAGCCAUCUGAAAUAUUACUGCGACUGUAAAUACGGACUGAUGGCUGAAUGAAGAAAAUGGACAGUCCGUCUUUGCGAGUACCAGAGAACAGCAACCACAGGAAGAGAGAAGGGGGCGAAAGCCCAGACAACGAACGUCGGAAACGCGGAAAAUAUACACAAGUAGCAUGUAAUGAGUGCAAACGUCGAAAACUGAAAUGUAGUGGAGGAGAUGUAUGUACUAGGUGUGCUGCAAAUGGCAUGCAGUGCAUAUAUGCACUGCAGAGUCGGCCGCCAGCGGGAGGAGAUGUACCAACCUCGACCCUAGAAAGCCCCUUCAUGCGACUCGAAAAUAUGGAAACUCGCAUGUCAGACAUGCAGAGGCAGAUGAAUUUUAUGUCUGAUCAGAUUCGAGCGCUACAGACAAAAUCCCAGUGGCCAACUUCAACCCCUCCUGGCGCAGCUGUUAGCAAUCAUACAGAUGGCCGUUGGGCUAGCCGUGGCCGUCCAGUAUCGCCAAGCUACAUUGGCCCUACAAGUGGCGAAUUCGGCCUCCACGCCGUCCAGCCUGAUGCACAGGAAGAUGAGACUGAAAACUCAGAAGACGCAUUUGCAUCUGGCACAGCCAGUCCACACCCCCAAGGACAAAAGCAUCUCAGAGCUAUACCAAGCAACCCGCUCCUUGCUCUCACCGAUGUAGACGCCUUAAGACUGGUUGAUGUUUAUGAAGAUGCGGUUGGAAUGAUGUAUCCCAUAGUGGAUCUUAAAAGCAUAAGACGAUAUAUCGCCGACUAUUACCAUCAACGGAAGACGGUGUCAGUUGAUACUCUCAGCACCCCGCAAAAUGGUGAUGAGGAUUGGUGGUUUUCGGCUCGGGAUGCAGAAAUUUUGAAAAUUGUGCUCGCUAUUGCAUUGAUUUCUGAAUCACACGGUCGAAGUGACCUGGGCGAUGCGCUUGCGGCGAAUGUGGAAGAUACAUUUGCGUCAACGCGAACUCAAGUACCUGAAGUCGAUAUGAAAGAGUUGAUCAUCCUCACUUUAGUAGCGCUGUAUCACUCUUUGCGAGAUGAUGAUGUCCUGGCAUGGAGGACAAUCGGUCUCGCGGCAAGAGGCGCAAUGCAACUUGGAUUGCACCGCUGGGACACCUGGCUUAGAACCGGGGGCGUCUUUCCAGGUGAUUUAGAGCGUUCUUGGGCUAUAAAUUUGUUCUGGUGUUUAUACGUCUUUGAUAAGGAGUUUUCAUUUGAAACAGGCUUGCCCUUUGCCAUUCGAGAUUCGGAUAUGGAUUCGAGUCUUCCAGAGCCGGUGGGCUAUAAUCCAUACUUGACUUGUAUGAUUUCAUACUGCCGCGUUGGAAGCAGUAUUUGGGACUUGGUGGUAGGUUGGGGGAGUACUACGAGAGCUGUGGCAGCUGAGAAUUGCACGUAUCUCGACUUCCAAAUAAAGCAGUGGCAAGAUUCAAUUCCACGCGAGUUUAGAUUAAACAACAAAAUUGAUGAGCGGGGUGUAUCGACGAGGAAUAACUGGCUUGCAGUUUCACAAGUUCUGUUCCACAUGCGCGCAAAUCAGCUUGGGAUUCUGGUGCACAAACAGAACUUACUCAACAGUCAAUCAAUUCACAGUAAUUUAGAUGGCGCAAGGAUUGCUGUCGACAGAGCCAGGGAUACGAUUCAAACAUUGGAAAAGUUCAGCCGCACAUCAGCUAUCUACUCACAUCGCCCGGAGCCUUUCAACCGCUUCCUGUUCUCGGCGCUGGCGACUCUUUUUUUGGCAGUUUCUCAUGCGCCAAGUCGGUUUACACAGUUAUGCCGCAGCGAAUUUUACAAAGCUCUGGACACAUUGAAGCGGUCACCAACGCGUGGGAAGUACUCGCGACGACUUCAGAAAGUCAUCAAAAAUCUUAAACAUAUUAACAUCAGGCGUCGAUCUCACCCUCCAAAUAGGGAAGCAUUAUAUGUUGCGACCUCUGGCAACAGAACACCAGACCAGCCUUCCAUUGCUGACACAUCUACACCAAUCACACCAACCGUCUCCACUGGUAUAAACCAUACAGACUACAAUACUUCGAUGCACUCGUCCCUAGUCAACGGGGAUGCCUUGGACAGCAAUGUCUACAACGACCUAACCGACUUUUUUGAACUAGCAGGCGAUUGCUUCAUGGACUCUCAAUCCAAUAUCGACCCUGGAGUAACCAGUGAGACCGAGUUGCCGGCUAACCCUUCACAGCAGUUUCAAAACUCGAUUGAUAUGUUCCAAGCGGAAGACGAGACACUUACGCGGCUAAUGGUGGGGCUCCUCUGAUGAGCUGAGACAAACCAAAACCAAAUAUUGCCCGUUUGGGAACAACAGUGGCAGGCAGGGCAGGGUAACGCCUAGGCAAUUCCUAUGCGGGGAUAUUCACAAGACUAGCCUAUGCAUCAGACCCCAGAUCUCGGGCUUCGAUCGAGACCCGAAGGCAACCAUUUCAGACACGAGGUUAGACUGGAGGCUAGGCAGAAGUAAGUCGCAUGAUCUGUAAAUAUUGUUAUUAUUAUUGUUAUUAUUAUUAUUAUUAUUAUUGAGA